Molecule: messenger RNA, 2817 nt
Organism: Chlamydomonas reinhardtii
Lineage: Eukaryota; Viridiplantae; Chlorophyta; Chlorophyceae; Chlamydomonadales; Chlamydomonadaceae
Exons: 9
Coding region: 169-2304 (711 amino acids)
Source: RefSeq, a predicted model, not a curated record
AGUAUGACUCAAAACACAAAACUUGCAUGCUGCGCUGCACACUGCUUGCAGUUCUCUACAGCACUGAGCAACACCCGAGUACACUGUCCCGCGCUGUGCUUGCUUGUCCGAGAUUGCAUCUUGUAUCCUCGAAUCUGCAAUGAACUGUUAGCGCUCGAAACUAUUAGUAUGACGGCGCGGGAGCUGGCGGGAGCUGCGCGGACCCGCUCGCGGUCUCGCGAGUCGGGCCUCUUAAACAUCCCGUUAUGGCGUGGUUUUAUAGUUGCAGCUAUAUUUUUGUUUGCAGCACUGCUGGUUGCAGGCCCGAAGCGCGCCGCCGGCGCCUCCUGGUUCCGCCACCCCAACUGCACCUCCCCCUGCAGCGAGGCCGACCACACCUGCACGGACGCCAACAUCAACAGCUGCCGCUACGCCUGGGGCAGCUGCCCCAACGGCACCGUACAGACGGCGCUGGGCAGUGCGGUGGACAUGGCUGACUGCCUGCCGCCCACCGACUGCACGCCGGGAGGCUGCGAGGAGGGCUGGGCCGAGGUGGCCAAGACGGCCUGCAUCGACGUGAAGAAGUGCCUGGCUCACGCCGGGUUCUGCUACAGCGAGACCUGCUGCCGCGUCAAGCCGCAGGCCACCUGCUGCCCGCAGCUGGACUGCACCGUGCGGUACGAAGACUGUGACGUGGCGCAGCAACGCGUGCUCAACGACACCUCGCGCUCCGACGUGGGCCGCACCCGCAUCGCCCACACCGGCUCCGCAGCCUUCCCCUUCUACUCCGCCCCUCACGUCCCCGCGCCUGGGGGCUCCGCAGGCGCGGGAGGGGGCUCCGGGGCAGCUGCAGGGGCAGGAGGUGGAGGAGGAGGUGGAGGAGGAGGAGUGGCUGGCGGCUGCGAGGCGGUGCGGGUGUGGGGGCGCUGCUUCUGCAAUGAUGGCGCCAGCGUGCCGGGAUGCGACCCCUUCAACUCCUCCACCUGGACGACCGUGUCAGACGGCGAGGCCGACCCGCUGGCCGCCGCCGCCGACCCCGCCCGCCGCCUGCCGCCCGGCCUCUCGCAGCUGUGCGUCGUCCUGCCACCCGACUCGCCGCCCCCCGCCGCCCCCUCCUCGGCCGCCAGCCCCUCCCCUUCCGCCUCCCCGCUUCCUGGCCCGGGGACCGCGGGUGAGGACGCGGACUACGAGGAGGGCUCCGGCACCGGAAACGGAACACAUGCGCGCCAGGCUGGUCGUAAAGACAACGGCGAGCAGCAUGCGGGGGGCGGCAGCACGGCCGGACACCAGGCCCGGGUGGCGGUGGUGGUCGUGGCGUGCGUGCUGGCGGCGGGCGGCUGCGUGCUGGGCGUGUCGUGGUGCUGCGGGCUGCUGCCGGACGUGCGGAGCCUGCUGCGCCUGAGGGGCGCCACCUACGAGCCCAUGUUCACGGGCCAGUCCUACACGCCGGGGCUGACCUCGCCGCCCAGUGCCACGGCACCGGCCGACAUACCCUGGAACAGGUUCCUGGCGGCUCUGCAGGAUUUGUACGGGCGCGUGCGGUACGGGCGGCGGUACCGGCUGGAGGGCGAGAGCGCCGCCGCCGCCGCCGAGCGCUACCGCCGCCUCAUAAGUAACGCCGGCGGCACCGGCAACAGCAGCUGGCGGGGGCAGUGUGGGGACGGCGGCGGCGGCGGCGGCGAGGCGUACCAUGGGCCGGGGCUCGGCGGCGGGCCGGCGGGAGGCGGAGGGGGAUACGGCGUGGGCCCUGACGGGCUUGGAGGCGGGCGACUGGAGGAGGAGGAGGAGGACGAGGUGUUCACACUGGACGAGCGGCCGGCGCGACCCGUGGGGCUGAUGGUACCCGCCUUCGGGCGCAGGUCCUCCGGCGGGCCCCUGGGAGGGGGAGGAGGAGGAGGAGGAGGCAGGCUGGGCCUGGGUGCUGCUGGCGGCUGGCAGCAGCAGCCGGCGUCGGCAGAGCUGGAGAUGGGGCAGGUGGCGUCAGGGCCAGGGUCAGGAGCAGGAGGAGGAGGCUACGGCGGCGGUCGAGUCGGUGCCGCGGCGCCGGCGGCUUUCCACCACCACCACCACCACCAGCAGCAGCAAGGAGGCAGAGCUAACCAGUUUGGAACGACGGGGCCGGGCGCAGGCGGCGGCGGCGGCAGCGGAACGGAUGGGUGGGCUGCGUCGGCGGGCGAUGUCAUCCACACGCGCGCCAUGCGGCUUGACAGCUCGGAUGGCGGGCAGGACGUCGAUGAUGGGGAUGAAGAGGAUUUGGACGCGCCCAUCCACAUGCCUCUCACCACGCCCCAGACCACGGGACAGGACGCGGGCCGGCGGCGGUAGCGCUAGCGCAGGCAGUUGCGGCGUUUGCGGCUGCCGUGAAGUCCGGUGUGUCCUGUGAGGCGGGUUCGCCCCUGUCACUUAGGGUGUGAGGAUUGCGGUUGCCGUGAAGCAUGUGCCAGGCGUUGCGCCGGGCGUUUUGCGGCGGUGUGCGUGAGCUCACUGACGUGGCGACGUGCGCGUUUGCAGUUGCCCUGCUGGUGGGCGGGUGCGCGGCAGGUUGCUGGUGGGCUGGUGAGGCGGGGGGGGGGGGGGUUACAUGCAUUAAGUCUACGAAGGGGGGAAAUGCCAGUGACAGGCCACUGAGGUGGCUGCGGCUGAAGCAGUGCGGCACUGUUCAGCGGGGCGCAAGGCGAUGGGCCACCGCCGCGGUUGCCCUUGCGGGCAUCCGCGCGGACGUGUCGAUGGGUAGUUGCACUCCUAAACUCGUGCCCGCACCCCGCUCGUUGCUCGGCAGCUGUUCAGCUCUACGCCAUUGAACUGGUACCGUGUGUACAUGAGUCGUCCAAUCCCAGC